CUGUUGUGGCCCCUCCCCUCCCGUGCCUUGGCCCCGCCCCUUGCCCCCCCCUGGUUUUGAUCCUGGCUACGCCCCUGUUAAUAAAAGUAAAACAAUUUAUAUAACACAUUUAUUAAAAUUAUAGAUGAUUACAAUAAACACAUCACAGCGGUUCCCAAAAGCCUGUUGAAACAAGGAGGUCUUCACCUGGCAAUGCAAGGACGACAAGGAGGGAGCGAGUCUAGCUUCUCUAGGGAGGGAAUUCCCAAGUCUGGGAGCAGCCACCCUCAAGAAGGCCCUCUCCCGUGUCCCCACCAAGUGUGCCUGUGAAAUUGAGUUUAUUCUCUUCCCUUUUUAAGGAGAGUGCCACUUAAAUGUGCGACUGCUAAAGGAGGAGUGCUGGUGCUGAGGCCUUUUUAGAGGAAUGAGGCUACCAUGGGUGAUGGAAAUGCUGUUGCAGGUUACUGGGUCGGUGUAUCUAUUUCUUGGUGCCUUUGGAGAAGGUUGGCUCUGAAUCCGAGUCAGAUGCCACAAAGAAGAACAAUUAGGCUUUUUGGUUCUGUGGGGAACAUGCUGAACCCACGGCCCCUAGAUCAUCAUGCUGUGCCGAUUCAGAUUGCAGACGGCGGGGAAUUACACAAUUAAAUAAAUAAAAGUAUCUCCACAUAGGAAACUUGCAAGCUGCGGCAAAACUGUGCUCAAACUCUCCUCCCUUUAUAGAGAGAGUUUUUAGUUUCUUUUCUAUGGGAGAGCACCCUUGGCCGUUUGGUCUGGACCUUGGGCCUGUCGCCUCAUGGUGAGCCAGGCCCACGCCAUGCAGGGCUGGCUGCUUCCCCUUGCCCAGAUUCCAUUCCCAUCCUGGGUGGCAGCUGCUGGGGGCCAUGGGGCUAUUUUUAACCCCCCGUCCGCCUCUGGUGUCUCUGUGCACAUUUGGGCUCUGGCGGGGAGGAGGGUUCUGAGCUCACAAGGUAUUAAUUCCUCUUUUACUAAGGAGGGGAGCAUGUGGACAGAUAAGGUGCCCAGCUGCCGGCAUGCUUUGCUGAAACAGUCUCUGGUCUCCAUCCCAGGGCCUGUCACUCCAGCCUGGCUUUCACGCCAGAAUCGGCAGCUCCCACCCAGAUCUGGGAACUUUGCUCUGAGGAAUAUCUUCUCCCUGGGGAAAGGCGUCGGGAACAGGGCAGGUCUUCUCCCCUUGCCCUCCCCCCUCCCCAAAUACACACCUCCCUAUAACAGGAACUGGAAGAUCAGCAGAGAAAAGGGUGCCAGUUAAUUUCAUUUUAUGCUUGGCCACUCCGAAUCGCUUCCCUGUGUAUCUUUGGAGGUGGGGGAAACAAUGCAAGAGGGACUAGGAGGCAGUAGGCCACUGAGUCCCUCCUGCUCAGAUGAUGCUCCGAGCACCCCUCCAAUACCCCCCCUGCCUUUCCCUGCUGUGAUUGGAGGAGGGCAGCUGGGAUCUGAUGAUGAGGAACAAGAAGACCCCCGAGAUUACUGCCGAGGUGGGUAUUACCCGGUAAAGAUUGGGGACCUGUUCAACGGGCGCUACCAUGUGGUGCGGAAACUCGGCUGGGGGCACUUUUCGACUGUCUGGCUUUGUUGGGACAUUCAGCGGAAGCGUUUUGUGGCCCUCAAAGUGGUGAAGAGUGCUGUGCACUAUACAGAGACAGCCGUGGAUGAGAUAAAGCUGCUGAAAUGUGUGCGAGACUCUGAUCCUUGUGACCCCAAGCGUGAGAACAUUGUCCAAUUGAUUGAUGACUUCAAGAUCUCGGGAAUCAAUGGUGUCCAUGUCUGCAUGGUCCUUGAGGUUUUAGGACACCAACUAUUGAAAUGGAUCAUCAAGUCCAACUACCAGGGACUUCCUAUACCCUGCGUCAAGAGCAUCCUACGGCAGGUAUUGCAGGGCCUUGACUACCUCCACACGAAGUGCAAAAUAAUCCACACAGACAUAAAGCCAGAGAACAUCCUGCUUUGUGUAGAUGAGAGUUACGUGCGCCGCCUGGCAGCUGAGGCCACUGUCUGGCAGCAAGCUGGGGGCCCGCCCCCCUCUGGCUCUGCAGUCAGCUCUGCACCCCAGGAGAGCCUGUUGCACGCCCUUCAUGCCUUGUGUGUGUUCUCCGGAGUUCAUGCUUCUGCCACAGAGCACACCCUUGUUUCUAACGGGAAGCUUUCGAAGAACAAGCGGAAGAAACUGAAGAGGAAGCAGAAACGACAAAGUCAGCUCCUGGCAGAACGGCUCCGGGACCUUCAGCAGCUGGAGGAACUGGCGACCCUGGCAGCAGGAGAUGCCAGCGAGCCAACAGCAGAUCCAGACCUGCCUGGCGGAGCCCCCAUCAUGGUCUCCACAACUGGGGGGAUAGAGCCCUCAGGAGGCUCUCUCGCUUGCAGCCCCCAGAGUCUGACAUCGUCUUCUGGUUUCUACACACACAAUGCCUAUGACAGCUGCAAUGGGCACUCUCCACCAGGCACAGCCAGUCGCCAUUUCAGCCCUGACUCGGCAACCUCCGGCUUCUCAGGGUCCCUCUUCUCUGGCUCAGCCAUGUCAGGGGUCUCUAACCAGCGGGAGCAUGGAGGGCUUCUCUCCCCCAGCACUUUUGGCACCUCUGAAUUCCUGGUGAACCCCUUGGAACCUCAAAAUGCAGACAAAAUCAGAGUGAAGAUAGCAGAUCUGGGAAACGCCUGCUGGGUGCACAAACAUUUCACGGAGGACAUUCAGACUCGCCAAUACCGGGCACUGGAGGUGCUAAUUGGUGCCAUCUACAGCACUCCUGCUGAUAUCUGGAGCACAGCAUGCAUGGCAUUUGAGCUGGCUACUGGUGAUUACCUCUUUGAACCACACUCAGGCGAGGACUAUACCAGGGAUGAAGAUCAUAUUGCCCACAUUGUUGAGUUACUAGGCGAUAUUCCUCCACACUUUGCUCUUUCCGGGCGCUAUUCGCGCGAGUACUUCAACAGGAGAGGGGAACUGCGCCACAUUAAGAACCUCAAGCACUGGGGCCUAUACGAGGUCCUGGUGGAGAAAUAUGAGUGGCCCCUCGAGCAAGCAGCCCAGUUCACGGACUUCCUCUUGCCCAUGAUGGAAUACAUCCCAGAAGAACGCACUACAGCCUCCCAGUGCCUGGAGCAUCCGUGGCUCAACUCUUAAGGCCAGGCAGAAGUCCAGACAGACUGGUUGCUUGAAGGAAGCAGUCUUCGAGCCGGCACAAGAUUUCCCUGGCACGGACCUGGUCCCAUCACUGGAGUUGAAGGGCGGGGGGAAAGGCUGUCUCCCCCAGCCCCUCCCCCUAAGUGGACUGCAUUGCAGGACUGGAGGCAAGAGGCUCUUCUCUCUGGCAGAUCACAGUGGGGAAGGGGGAACUGUAAAGCAGGACUGGAACCCCAGGAGCCAGGUUCACUCUGCCGUCAUUUCUGAAGCACAGCCAGAAGAUUCCCACAAUCCCCUGCUGACUCUUUUCCCAGAAGUUGCCUUCUAGGGAGGUCUCCAUGGCCACUAUCUCCAUGUACCCUUGACUGAUGCGGUUUGACUUUUAAAAAAUUCAUUGUGGUA
Molecule: messenger RNA, 3520 nt
Organism: Zootoca vivipara (common lizard)
Lineage: Eukaryota; Metazoa; Chordata; Lepidosauria; Squamata; Lacertidae
Gene: SRPK3
Product: SRSF protein kinase 3
Biological process (GO): intracellular signal transduction; spliceosomal complex assembly; regulation of mRNA processing
Cellular component (GO): nucleus; cytoplasm
Molecular function (GO): ATP binding; protein serine/threonine kinase activity
Source: RefSeq, a predicted model, not a curated record